AUGUUCUCCUCUAGGAGUGGUCGUACUGCAUUCGACACAAAUAAAUCUUUGUGGGGCGGUUAUGCUGUCUGGGAUGCUACACACAAAUUUUACUUUGCCGGCGAUACAGGUUAUACUCAUAACAUUUCAAUUUUUCGACAAAUUGGCGUAAAAUAUGGCCCAUUCGACUUAAGCGCUAUACCGAUCGGUAAUUAUGAACCACAAUGGAUAAAGCAAGCUCAUCAUGUGUCACCAGAUGAAGCUGUUGAAAUACAUAUUGAUGUUCAAUCAAAAAAAUCAAUUGGUAUUCACUGGGGUACAUGGAAAUUGGGAAAUGAAUAUUUUAUGGAACCGCCGGAGAAACUUUCUAAAGCAGUUAAAAUCAAUCAACUCGAUCCGUCAUCAUUUAUUGUUGUUAAACAUGGUGAAAUUUUGGAUUUACCCUAG
Messenger RNA from Rotaria sp. Silwood1, 426 nucleotides. NCBI's taxonomy places the organism in Eukaryota, Metazoa, Rotifera, Eurotatoria, Philodinida, Philodinidae. The record is from the annotation of a GenBank genome assembly.